CGCCCGCUUCUUCAAGCAGCCGACCUUCUGCAGCCACUGUACCGACUUCAUCUGGGGUAUUGGAAAACAGGGCCUGCAAUGUCAAGUCUGCAGCUUUGUGGUUCAUCGGCGAUGCCACGAAUUUGUGACCUUCGAGUGUCCAGGCGCUGGGAAGGGCCCCCAGACAGACGCUGUGAGAUGAACGUGCACCGGCGCUGUGUGCGCAGCGUGCCCUCCCUGUGCGGUGUAGACCACACGGAGCGCCGCGGGCGCCUGCAGCUGGAAAUCCGGGCUCCGACUGUGGAUGAGAUCCACAUCACCGGUGUCAGGUACAAGUUACUGAACCAGGAGGAGGGUGAAUAUUACAAUGUGCCGGUGGCCGAUGCUGACAACUGCAGCCUCCUCCAGAAGUUUGAGGCCUGUAACUACCCCCUGGAAUUGUAUGAGCGGGUGCGGAUGGGUCCCUCUUCCUCCCCCAUCCCCUCCCCCUCCCCUAGUCCCACCGACCCCAAGCGCUGCUUCUUCGGGGCGAGCCCAGGACGCCUGCACAUCUCCGACUUCAGCUUCCUCAUGGUUCUAGGAAAAGGCAGUUUUGGGAAGGUGAUGCUGGCCGAGCGCAGAGGCUCCGAUGAGCUCUAUGCCAUCAAAAUCCUGAAAAAGGACGUGAUAGUUCAGGAUGACGACGUAGACUGCACCCUGGUGGAGAAACGCGUGCUGGCACUGGGGGGCCGAGGUCCUGGCGGCCGGCCCCACUUUCUCACCCAGCUUCACUCCACCUUUCAGACCCCGGAUCGCCUGUAUUUCGUGAUGGAGUACGUCACCGGGGGCGACUUGAUGUACCACAUUCAGCAGUUGGGCAAGUUUAAGGAGCCCCAUGCUGCGUUCUACGCGGCAGAAAUCGCCAUUGGCCUCUUCUUCCUUCAUAAUCAAGGCAUUAUCUACAGGGACCUGAAACUGGACAAUGUGAUGUUGGAUGCUGAAGGACACAUCAAGAUCACUGACUUUGGCAUGUGUAAGGAGAACAUCUUCCCUGGGACGACGACCCGCACCUUCUGCGGGACCCCGGACUACAUAGCCCCCGAGCACACACAGUUUCUGACUAAGCACCCGGGGAAACGUCUGGGCUCAGGGCCAGAUGGAGAACCCACCAUCCGUGCACAUGGCUUUUUCCGCUGGAUCGACUGGGAACGGCUGGAACGGUUGGAGAUCACUCCUCCGUUCAGACCCCGUCCGUGUGGCCGCAGCGGCGAGAACUUUGACAAGUUCUUCACGCGGGCGGCGCCAGCACUGACCCCGCCAGACCGCCUAGUACUGGCCAGCAUCGACCAGGCCGAUUUCCAGGGCUUCACCUACAUUAACCCCGAUUUCGUGCACCCGGACACCCGCAGCCCCACCAGCCCAGUGCCUGUGCCAGUCAUGUAAUCUCACCUGCCGCCACUAGGUGUCCCCACUUCCCCCUC
Molecule: messenger RNA, 1439 nt
Organism: Galeopterus variegatus (Sunda flying lemur)
Lineage: Eukaryota; Metazoa; Chordata; Mammalia; Dermoptera; Cynocephalidae
Gene: PRKCG
Product: protein kinase C, gamma
Exons: 13
Coding region: 79-1401 (440 amino acids)
Biological process (GO): protein phosphorylation
Molecular function (GO): ATP binding; protein serine/threonine kinase activity
Source: RefSeq, a predicted model, not a curated record